GUACAAUUGACCCGCAAUCCCAAAAAGCCUUACGAAGGCUUUUGCAUUGAUCUCAUGGAGAUGAUCAGCAAAGAGCUGAAUUUUACAUAUGCUAUAUACGAGGUGGAGGAUGGCUUACCUGGCGUGCCCGAUUACGAUGGUAACUGGAACGGUCUCAUCGGCGCUUUGGUAUCGGGAUCCGCCGACAUUGCCUUGACAUCUCUGAGUGUAACAGCUGAACGUGAAACCGCUGUUGACUUCACAAUACCCUACUACAAGACCGUUGGUGGUGCAAUUCUGAUGAGGAAGCCAAUUAUGCAAUACUCGCCCUUCAGAUUCAUACAGGUUUUGGAAUGGCCCGUAUGGCUUUGCAUAGCAGCUGCAUACCUA
This is a messenger RNA of Cylicocyclus nassatus, 369 nucleotides long. The record is from the annotation of a GenBank genome assembly. NCBI's taxonomy places the organism in Eukaryota, Metazoa, Nematoda, Chromadorea, Rhabditida, Strongylidae.